Molecule: messenger RNA, 774 nt
Organism: Babesia bigemina
Lineage: Eukaryota; Apicomplexa; Aconoidasida; Piroplasmida; Babesiidae
Product: PPPDE peptidase domain-containing protein
Exons: 5
Coding region: 1-774 (257 amino acids)
Biological process (GO): protein modification by small protein removal
Molecular function (GO): peptidase activity
Source: RefSeq, a predicted model, not a curated record
AUGCUAGGUCGCCUUCGCCUGACACCGGGAUCGACGUCGUUUGCGAGAGCACUCGGAAUUCUUGUUCUAGCCGUGUUGGUGUUGAGAAGUUUGGGGCCAGUUGUGGAUUCUGCGGCGUUCCGGAUAUCGUCAGCACCUUCUGCGCUCCGGAUUCCGGCGCAAAAAUUGCCACCACCUUCAGCUACAGAGGUGAAUUCCUGCGAAUGCCCCAGUAAAAGCCAUUUGGCGUCGUGUUCGUUGAAGCGUGCCAGCAUGUCGGAGCAGUUGAAGGACGACGCGGGCGCCGGCCUGACCCCAGUAUACCUGAAGGUGUACGACCUUUCCCGUGGCAUGGCGUCCAUGAUAUCGAUGCCCCUGCUGGGAUUCCAGAUGGACGGACUGUGGCACACCAGCAUCGCCGUAUUCGGCAACGAGUACUUGUUCGGCCAGGGCAUAUCCUAUUGCGAGGAGGCGCGCUGCGAAGAGGCGACCAAUCUGCCGUUGACUCGCAAGAUUUUGCUUGGUGAGACCAGCGUCACCAAAGAGCUGUUCCACGAAUACAUCGACAGCUUGCAAGUCACCUUCUCCCCGGAAUCCUACCACCUGUUGCGCUGGAACUGCAACCACUUCACAAACACCGCGGCGGAAUUCCUCACCGGGAACGGCAUCCCCGACGAGUACGUGAAGAUGAUCGAUCGCAUUGAGCAAAGCCCGAGCGGAAAAAUUGUGCUCGGCCUUAUAGAGAAAUCCUUCAAUCGUGAUCCCAGCUCCUUCUCUGUUCCCACGGGUCGCUAA